Cynocephalus volans (Philippine flying lemur) is the source of this 1749-nucleotide messenger RNA. Its product is annotated as angiopoietin-4-like. The record is from RefSeq and is a predicted model, not a curated record. The transcript is spliced from 9 exons. Bases 1 to 1749 code for a protein of 582 amino acids. Gene Ontology annotation, biological process: signal transduction. Lineage: Eukaryota; Metazoa; Chordata; Mammalia; Dermoptera; Cynocephalidae. Gene Ontology annotation, molecular function: receptor tyrosine kinase binding.
AUGACAGGGAAUCUGGGGGUGGGGGAGCAGGAGGCAGUGAGAGGAAGGCCAGCAGCUGUGGGAUUCGCAGCAGGUAUUAAUAGCUGCCCAGACAGAGCUCGGCCAAGUGGAUUUGCAGCCGUGGCCGCUCUGAAAGCAGAACGGGCAGGACUGACACUGUGGGGCAGGCAACACUACCUGGCCACAGCGGGGCAGUGGGCAGGCACAGCCCUGGGAGCUCUGACCAGGCACCCCUUGCCAUCGUCACACCUACAGCAGCAUUCCCGGCCAGCUAUGCUGUUGGGUGGCCUCCUCAUGCUGGCCACCGUGACUGUGGCACAAUGGAGAGGACAGGAAGCUGGCGAGCCAUGCAGGACCCAUCAAGUACAGCAUGGCCAGUGCAGCUACACCUUCGUGCUGCCCGAGCCUCAGCCCUGCCUGCCAGAGCCUGAGGACUCAGGGGGCUCUAAAAGCCUCCCAAGGGACUCCCAGGACCCUGGGCUGCACCCUGGGGAUGGACAGGCCCAGCGAGUGCGACAGCUGGAGCAGGUGCUGGAGAACAACACGCAGUGGCUACAGAAGCUGGAGAGAUAUAUCAAGAUGAACUUGACGUCACAGCUGGCGCAGGCCCAGCAGCACAUGGUCCAGAACGAGACUGUCACCAUGCCAGACUUGGGCACGAACCUCUUGAACCAUGCUAUGGCUCAGACCCGCAAGCUGACCAACAUGGAGGCUCAGGUCCUGAACCUGACGUCGCAAAUGAAGAACCAGCUGCUGGAGAACUCACGGUCCAUCAGCCAGCUGGAGAGGCAGCUGCUCCUGCAAGGCCGAGACCUCCACCACCUGCAGGGCCACAACAGCGACCUAGAGACACGAUUGCAGGCCCUGGAGACACAGCAUCAGGCCGAGCUGGACAGCCUCCGCAUCCAGAAGGAGCAGCUGCAGCACCUACUGAGCCUCCAGAGUAGCACACUUGCCAGCCUGCAGCACUCCCUGCACGCCUACCGUAGCAACGCCAGUCUCCUGCACACCCGGCAGCUCCAGCUGCUGAAGACUGUGCAAGGCCUGGUCGGCCUCCUAGCCCAGGGCCCAGCCCCUGUGAGGGUGGCUGAGCAGGUGUUCCAGGACUGUUCGGAGAUCCGGCGCUUUGGGGCCAGUGCUAGUGGCGUCUACACCAUCCAUGUGGCCAAUAUGACAGAGCCCAGGAAGGUGUUCUGUGACAUGGAGGCCAGUGGAGGCGGGUGGACCCUCAUCCAGCGCCGUGAGAACGGCAGCGUGAGUUUCCAGCGGAACUGGGAGGAUUACAAACAGGGCUUCGGAGACCCGGCCUGGGAGCACUGGCUGGGCAAUGAGGUGGUGCACCAGCUCACCAGCGGGGCAGCCUACUCUCUGCGUGUGGAGCUGCAAGACUGGGAAGGCCGAGAAGCCUUCGCCCAGUAUGAGAGUUUCCAGCUGGGCAGUGAGGGGCAGCUGUACAGGCUUUCUCUGAGUGGGUAUAGAGGUUCAACGGAGAAGCAGAGCAACCUGUUUCUGAUGGAUGCCAACUUCAGCACCCACAACAAAGACAACGAUAAUUGCAACUGCAACUGUGCCCUGCUGCUCUCUGGAGGGUGGUGGUUUGACGCCUGCGGCCUCUCCAACCUCAAUGGCAUCUACUACAAGAAGGGUCACCACACAGGCAAGAUCAAGGGCAUCCGCUGGUUCUCCUUCCGGGGCUCCAGCUACUCGCUGCGUGCCACUCGCAUGAUGAUUCGUCACGUGGGCGUCUAG